CGAGGAGCUGCACUACUGCUUUGUCUAUUGAUCUUCCAAGUAACAUCCACUUCCCAUGGCCAAGCGAGUGGGUCGGGAGCCUGCAUCAGCAGCGAGCGAGAUGCGCUUCUGUCCUUCAAGGCAAGCCUCCUCGACCCUGCUGGCCAUCUCUCGUCAUGGCAGGGUGAGGAUUGUUGCCAGUGGAAGGGAGUCCGGUGUAGCAACAGAACGGGCCAUCUCAUCAAGCUCAACCUCCGCAACAUCGACAUGAAAGACAUGUACACCAUGUACGACUACAGCUACAAAAUGGUUGACUACAGCUACCCGAACUGGAGCAGAUCAUUGAGCUUGUCGGCAGGCGAGAUGAGCUCUUCUUUGGCUACUCUACAACACCUGAGGUAUCUUGAUCUGAGCGGGAAUGACUUCAAUGGCACAAGCAUCCCUGUGUUCUUAGCUUCUCUCAAGAACCUAAGGUAUCUCAACCUCUCGUGGACAGGAUUCAGUGGGAGAAUACCUUCCCAACUUGGCAAUCUCUCAAAGUUGCAAUAUCUUGAUCUCAGUUGGAAUUAUGAUUAUUAUGUGAAUACGCCUUACAUAGUGGAUCUUGCAUGGUUGCCACGUCUCUCUUCGUUGAGGCAUCUUGACAUGAGUUUUGCUGAUCUUGGUUCUGCGAGAGAUUGGUUUCGGAGUGUUAAUAUGCUUCCUUCUCUUAAAGUGCUUGGCUUGUCCGGUUGUGGACUCAACAGCACCAUGUUUGCUAGUAUAUCACUUUCCAACCUCACACAUCUCGAAGUCCUUCAUAUGUCUGAUAACAACUUCUAUACUUCACUCAAGCAUGCAUGGUUUUGGAAUCUCAAAAGCCUUAAGGAACUUUACCUCUCCGGUUCCAGCUGGAUAGGGUCUAUUCCUAGUGAUUUGGCAAACAUGACGGCCCUUCAAGUCAUAGAUUUAAGUGGGAAUCAGCUCAUGGGUUUGAUACCAGAAAAAUUGGAAAAUUUGUGCAAUUUGACCAGAAUGAGGUUCAGUGGUAACAACAUAGGUUCGAGCAUAGGGGAGUUCAUGAGGCGAUUACCAAAGUGCUCAUGGAAUACAUUGCAAGAAUUUUCGGUGCAGGAUGCAAAUAUGAUCGGGAAUCUUCCCAGUUGGAUUGGUAACAUGACCAAUCUCAGUGUUCUUCAUGCAUCUAAAAACAUGUUGAGUGGCUCUCUACCUGUAGGAGUUGGAGCACUGAGUAAUUUGAAAAGUCUGAUCCUUGGGAACAAUAACUUCAGCGGUGUGCUCUUGAAAGAACAAUUUGCAAAUUUAGGGAAAUUAGAGCUUUUGGACCUCAGCCACAAUAACUUCAACGGUGUGCUUUUGAAAGAACAAUUCGCAAAUUUAGGGAAAUUAGAGCUUUUGGACCUCAGCCACAAUAACUUCAGCGGUGAGCUAUUGAAAGAACAUUUUGCAAGUUUAGGCGCCUUAAAGAGUUUGAACCUUAGUUGCAAUAACUUCAGUGGUGUGCUCUCCAAUGAACAAUUUGCAAGGUUCGGCAACUUAAAUCUUUUGGACCUCAGCAGUAAUAACUUUAGUGAUUUUCUCUUGAAAGAACAGUCAGCAAGUUUAGAUAAUUUAAAGCAUUUGGACCUCAGCUAUAAUAAAUUAAAUAGUGUGCUCGUGGGGGAACAUUGUACAGGCCUAUUGAAUUUAAAGUAUAUGGACUUGUCGUACAACUCUUUGAGAUUAGCUAUCAACCAAAAAUGGGUUCCUGCAUUUAGGUUGAAGUACGCAAUAUUCCGGUCAUGUCAAUUGGGCCCUAGAUUUCCUGAGUGGCUUAAAUGGCAAUCUGACAUUGAUGUUCUUGUUCUCAGUAAUGCAAAUCUUGAUGAUGUUAUUCCUGAUUGGUUUUGGGUUACAUUUUCCCGAGCUUCCUUCUUGCAAGUAUCAGUAAACAAAUUGCAUGGGUCAAUACCAUCAGAUCUACAACACAUGUCAGCUGAUCAUAUAUAUCUCGGAUCCAAUAAGUUUACAGGUCAAGUCCCACAGUUGCCUAUAAAUAUAGUACGACUGAACCUAUCUUCAAACUCUUUAUCUGGUUCAUUGCCAUCAGAGUUAAAUGCUCCAUUACUCGAAGAGUUGUUGCUUGCAAACAAUCAAUUCAUAGGCACCAUCCCGUCGUCUAUAUGCCAAUUGACUAAACUGAAAAGGUUGGACCUAUCAGGAAACCAGUUAACAGGAGAUAUUAUGCCGUGCCAAAAGGAACUUGUUCCAAACUCUACAGAUCAAUUUGUCUCUGACAUGCUGAGCUUAGCCUUGAAUAACAAUGAUCUCACUGGUGAAUUCCCUAAAUUUCUUCAAAGGUCAUCAGGAUUAAUGUUCCUUGAUCUUUCUUACAACAGGUUAUUUGGAGGAUUGCCAGAAUGGUUACCCCAAAAAAUGCCACACAUGAAAAUAUUAAGAGUGAGAUCAAAUAUGUUCAGUGGUCAUAUUCCUAAGAGUCUCACUUCCCUUCACGAUCUUCAUUAUUUGGACAUAGCACACAACAAGAUAACAGGAACCAUACCAUGGUCUUUGUCAAACCUGAAGGCAAUGAUGACAGUGGUGUCGCAGGACACGGGGGAUUAUAUUUAUGAAGAGAGCAUACCAGUAAUCACAAAGGACCAAAAGCGUGACUACACCUUUGCAAUUUACCAGCUAUUGGUUGUUCUUGAUUUGUCAAGUAAUAGUUUGGGGGAACAGGUUCCAGAGGAGAUAACUUUACUUGUUGGGCUUACCAAUCUGAACUUGUCAAAUAAUCAACUCAUAGGAGCAAUCCCAAAACAAAUUGGUGAUUUAAGGCAGUUGGACUCACUCGACCUAUCCUUCAAUGAGUUUUCUGGUGCAAUACCAUCAAGUUUGUCAGCUUUAACUUAUUUGAGCCACUUGAACUUGUCGUACAACAAUCUGUCCGGUGCAAUACCAUCCGGACAACAGCUACAAGCUCUUGAUAACCAGAUGUAUAUCUACAUUGGUAACCCUGAUCUUUGUGGAGAUCCUGUUGGCAGGAACUGCUCAACACAUGACGCAGAGCAAAGUGGCCUCGAAGAUAUAGAUCAUAUGCCAUCUGUUUAUCUUGCCAUGAGCAUUUGAUUUGUGGUGGGUCUGUGGACAGUUUUCUGCACCAUGUUGAUGAAGAGAACAUGGAGGGCUGCCUUCUUUCAGUUUGUUGAUAUGAUGUACGACAUGGUUUAUGUUCAAGUGGCUAUAAGGUGCGCUCACAUGAUGGAGAAAACUCAAGACGGUGCGCCAUGAAGUGCCCAACUCUGCAGCAAGCGAAUUGUGUGUAUCCAAAUAUUAUUUGUAUUUUUGUACCAUAUCCAUAUUUUCAGCUCUAAAUUAGCCUUGGCUGGACGGUCUGUACUAUACUGUAUUGUUAUUUGUAUGUUUGCACCUUAUCUCUAUUUUAGCUCUACAUGAGCCUUGGCUGGA
This is a messenger RNA of Triticum aestivum (bread wheat), 3426 nucleotides long. RefSeq names its product receptor-like protein EIX2. Gene Ontology annotation, molecular function: protein binding. The transcript has a single exon. The coding region runs from base 247 to 3087 and encodes 946 amino acids. NCBI's taxonomy places the organism in Eukaryota, Viridiplantae, Streptophyta, Magnoliopsida, Poales, Poaceae. The record is from RefSeq and is a predicted model, not a curated record.